This is a messenger RNA of Salarias fasciatus (jewelled blenny), 2416 nucleotides long. RefSeq names its product kelch-like family member 24a (gene klhl24a). The coding region runs from base 247 to 2049 and encodes 600 amino acids. The transcript is spliced from 8 exons. Gene Ontology annotation, molecular function: protein binding. Lineage: Eukaryota; Metazoa; Chordata; Actinopteri; Blenniiformes; Blenniidae. The record is from RefSeq and is a predicted model, not a curated record.
UGUUUUUUUCCAGCAGUCAAAAUGUCCCGGCUGAGUUUCAGCCUCGCUAACGUUUCAUAACCCUUCAGGGGCUGAAGUUAGAACAGAUAUUGUUGUUUUUUUAUUUUCACCCUCAGGACACAGACUUCUUCUGUCCACUUUAAUAUAUUUUUCCCCUGUGUUUUGUUUGUUCCUCCACUUGAAGAGGAAACUCCAUCUGGAAACUUCUGCACCAGGUCGUUUAGAAGUUUGACAAAGGUGGCAGCCAUGGUGCUGAUUCUUGGUCGAAGGAUGAACAGGGAGGAUUCUGGGAUCAGAGACUCGCCUGCUGUCAAACGCAAGGUGUUCGAAGUGGAGUCCAAAACUCUGGCCUGCCAGGACGUCCUGGACUUCUGCUCCGGCUCGUCGCACUCUGACGGCAUCCUGCAGGUCUUCAAUGAGUUCCGCGACUGCCGCCUUUUCACGGACGUGGUCAUCAGCGUGCAGGGCCGAGAGUUCCCCUGCCAUCGCGCCGUGCUCUCCGCCUGCUCCUCCUACUUCAGAGCCAUGUUCUGCAACGAUCACCGCGAGAGCCGGGAGAUGCUGGUGGAGAUCAACGGCAUCCUGGCCGAGGCCAUGGACUCCUUCCUCACCUACGUUUACACCGGCAGGGCCAAGAUCACCACCGAGAACGUCCAGUUUCUCUUCGAGACCUCCAGCCUCUUCCAGAUCGCCACGCUGCGUGACGCCUGUGCCAAGUUCCUGGAGGACCAGCUGGACCCCUGCAACUGCCUGGGCAUCCAGCGCUUCGCCGACGCCCAUUCCCUCAAGCAGCUGGCCAGCCGCUGCCGCGGCUACGCCCUGGCCAACUUCUCGGAGGUGGCUCAGCACGAGGAGUUCCUGGACCUGCGCAUGGAGGAGCUGGAAGAGUACAUCGACAGCGACGAGCUGUCCAUCGGGAAGGAGGAGGUGGUGUUUGAGGCCGUGAUGCGCUGGGUGUACCACAGCAUGGAGCACAGGAGGCCCAUCCUGAAGGCGCUGCUGCAGCACGUCCGCCUGCCCCUGCUGCACCCCAACUACUUCGUCCAGACGGUGGAGGGAGACCAGCUCAUCCAGAACGCCCCCGAAUGCUACCAGCUGCUGCACGAGGCGCGGCGGUACCACGUGCUCGGGAACGAGAUGAUGUCCCCCAGAACCCGACCUCGCAGGUCGACCGGAUACUCGGAGGUGAUCGUGGUGGUGGGGGGCUGCGAGCGAGUCGGGGGCUUCAACCUGCCCUACACUGAGUGCUACGAUCCGGUCACAGGAGAAUGGAAGUCUCUGGCCAAGCUGCCCGAGUUCACCAAGUCCGAGUACGCCGUCUGCGCACUCCGCAACGAUAUCCUGGUGUCAGGCGGCCGCAUCAACAGCAGGGACGUGUGGAUGUACAACUCGCAGCUCAACCUGUGGAUCAGAGUCGCUUCUCUCAACAAAGGCCGCUGGAGACACAAGAUGGGCGUCCUGCUGGGGAAGGUCUAUGCUGUGGGUGGCUACGACGGCCAGAGCCGCCUGGCCAGUGUGGAGUGUUACGACUCCUUCUCCAACCGCUGGACGGAGGUGGCGCCCAUGAAGGAGGCGGUCAGCUCUCCAGCUGUGGCCAGCUGCGCCGGAAAGCUCUUUGUGAUUGGAGGAGGGCCGGACGACGAGACCUGUUCAGACAAGGUUCAGUGCUACGAUCCGGAGACCAACAGCUGGCUACUGCGAGCCAGCAUCCCCAUCGCCAAGCGCUGCAUCACCGCCGUGUCCCUCAACAACCUCAUCUACGUGUGCGGCGGUCUCACCAAGUCCAUCUUCUGCUACGACCCGGUGGAGGACUACUGGAUGCACGUGGUGCACACCUUCAACAAGCAGGAGAGCUGCGGCAUGUCGGUGUGUAACGGGAAGAUCUUCAUCCUGGGCGGCCGCGGGGAAAGCGGCGAGGCCACCGACACCAUCCUGUGCUACGACCCGGCCACCGGCAUCAUCACGGGCGUGGCCAACAUGCCGCGGCCCAUCUCCUACCACGGCUGUGUCACCAUCCACCGCUACAACGACAAGUACCACCGGUCAUGAUCAUGGACGGCACACGCCCACACACACACACACACACACACACACACACACACACACGCACACACAGAGCAGAGAAAUAAUGUUUGUCAGUUGUGCUGCUGCUCGCAGCAGCAGGAGCCGGCGGCAGCGUCAUGUAGCAGUUCUCAGUGUGGGGCGGCGGGCCUGACGUCUGCAGUAACUGCAGUGAGGGGAAGUGUCCAUCUGCUGUCCCGCUCACUCCGCAUGGGCUCAGGGUGGAGUGACACACCUCCACGGUGUCUCCCGGUUCACCCAGAGCUUUUGAGAAUCAAUGAAAUUGGUUUAAAAAGGUAAAAAAAAAAAAAAAGUUAAAAAAAACAAUCAAAACUGCUUCUACAAAUCAAAUUUU